AUGCUAGGUAUCAGGACCCCCGUCAAGAGCAAAGACUCUGCCCCUAAGGCCUCUCUAGAAUUAUCUCCAUCCCUCACCCCAGAGGAGCCCGCGCCCGCGCCUAGUCCUAAAACGCAGCGUCUUAUAAAUUCAAACCAGACCACCCACACCGAAGCAAAAAUGUGGCUAGACAAAGCCAAAGAAGCACUUGGGAACUCGCGAAACCUUAAAACGGAACUAAAAAUCAUUAUAGAACGAUCGGUUAAUAAUCUUUAUAAAAUCGCAACCACUAACUCACCUGUAAAAUCUCCUGCUUCGUCGCCCCCUCUUCUUCCAUCGCCCCCCUCAAUUGCUCCUCCAGCUGCACCUACCACCGCCCCUGUUCUAGCCGCACCUACUGCUACUCCUUUCUCAGCUCCUCCGCCUUCAUUCGACAUUUGGGAUAAGAAAAUCAAAGAGCAUACAAAAUUACUUGAGCAAAACACCGAUAGCAUCCACAAAUUAAUUAACAAAAUGAACAACCUCAACAACAAAACCGAAAACUCGCCCCUCCCGACACACACACCCCCAUUAUAUGCCGACAUAGCAUCGAGACCCAAACCGCCCACAGGCUCCUCACUUGUCAUAAGUGGGGAACCAAACACCACCCCAGAGACCCUAGUAGAGAACAUGCGCAAGGGCAUAGACUUUCGAAAGGGAGGAUACGCUCCGUUGAGCAUCAAGCCCCUUUCAAAAGGAAAAGUACGCGUUACUUUCGAGAGUGACGAACAUAGGCAGGACGCUAUAAAGCAACUCUCCCAAUCGCGCAGCACCCUCAAAGCGGAAGAAGAGAAGAGAUAUAACCCCCUUAUCUGCCUUAAAGGCAUAUCUAAAACCACCCCAGAGGAGGAAGUCAUCGAAAUGAUCAAAGAACAAAAUCCUAACCUCAAAGACGCCCAACUAAAAAUUAAAUUUCAUCGGAAUAAUCGGAACGACAAACUCUACAACCUCGUACUCACAACAUCCCCAGCUACUUGGCGCACUCUCGUUGACAUGGGUCGCGUCUCUAUUUCUCACCAGCGGGUCCACUGCUGCAACUUCUCACCAUUCUUACAAUGCAGGAACUGCUUAGGCUUCGGCCAUACCAAAAACCGCUGCCCGGCUAGCGUUGCCACCUGCGCGAAAUGCGCUCAAACCCACCCCACUCGAGAGUGCCCCAAGGAGGCUGCCGAAGUUCCCACCUGCGCCAACUGCCACGAACACAACCAGCAACACAAAACAACAAACCCCACAACCCACCGCGCUGACAGCGGACGCUGCCCCAAGUUCUCCCAAGCGAACCUCGACAGGUCUCGCAACGCUUUGCAUGAACUUCAGGUACACUUGCACAACACGGACACAGACAUAGCAUUAAUUUCAGAACCAUACAUCGGUAACUCAAAACAUGUCAAGAACAUACAAGGCUUUAACGUUUUUCAGGCUGAUGGCGCCACGAAAGUACGGGCCUGUAUCUUGGCCAAAACACACAUUCACGCGAUCACGCUCACACAAUUCACAACGGACGACCUUUGCAUCAUUUCCAUUCCCGCGAAAAAUUAUAACAUAUACGUAGUCUCGAUUUACAUUGAACCGCGCACGGAUACAAAUAAUAUACUAAAUAAACUAGACCAAUUUUUACACACGCACAACGGCUCACACGUAAUAAUAGGCGGCGAUUUUAACGGAUGGCACAGCACUUGGGGCAGUUCCGCUGACAACCCACGAGGAGCAGAAGUAGCUGACUUCAUAUUAACCCAUGACCUUCAGUUAGGAAACGUAGGCCAAACCCCCACAUUUCAAACGAUUACGCACGGACAGAAACGCAACUCUAUUAUAGACUUAACGCUCUAUUCCCCCAAUCUCAUUAGCAAAAUAAACGACUGGCGAGUACACCCGGGACACUUUCCAUCCACACAACACAACCACAUUACAUUCGCAAUUAAUCUUACACAAUCUCCUGCGCUCACUAAAAAUACUUACAGCACAUUCUUAUACCAAACAAACAAAGGUAACUGGCAUUCAUUUAAAGAACACCUCCACACCAAAAUCUUUAAUUCAGGAAUCCUAGACAAAAAUAUAGAGACAUUAACGUCCACACAAUUAGAGCAAACCAUCAUUACCCUCACCGAAAUUAUAAACGAUGCCAGCACCCAAACUUUUCCCAUAAGAAAUAACAGAAUCAAACCCAGGCCUCCGUGGUGGUCGGAUGAAUUACAGUCCUUGAAAGAGGAAUGCAUCCGACUCCACCGGCGCUUGCAUAACUCACGCGGACGCCCUCCCGACCCAAACAUCUUAGAUGAAUACAAAACCCUAAAAGAAAACUACGCAGACAAACUUAAACAGACCUCAACAGAAAGCUUUAGAUCAUUUUGCUCCCUCCAAACAAAAGAAAAUGUCUGGUCACUGACAAACAGACUAUUAAAAUCACGAGGAUUCAACCCACCACCUCAAACGUUACGCAGGAAAAAUAACACGUACACCACCACGGCACAAGAAACCGCGCAGGAAUUGCUUAAACACUUUUACCCAGACGACGGGCCCGACACCGAUUCUACACAUAUUCAAACUCGCGUCACGUCGAACAAUAUACCCAACACCCAAGAUGACCCAGAAUUUAGCCAGGAAGAGGUUCUAGAGACCCUCCGUCAAAUGAACCCUAAUAAGGCUCCAGGCCACGACCACCUUACGAGCGACAUAUGCUCGAUGGUUGCAAGCCAAUAUCCUGGAUUAAUCACUAACAUACUGAACCGAUGUCUUUCACUAGCAUAUUUCCCAAGUACAUGGAAGAAAACCAUUGUAAAAGUCAUCCCUAAACCCUCAAAAACCCACUACACCGAUCUAUCAGCCUAUCGCCCAAUUGGUCUUAUACCAGUAUUUGGAAAAACGCUAGAAAAACUCUUUACUAAACGGCUCGUAUACUCGUCACAGCGGCAAAAAACACUCAACACUGAACAAUACGGAUUCACCCAACAAACAGGUACAACACAAGCCAUUCUCUCGAUAAUUAAUAAAGUCAAAGCAGCUAAGCAAAAACAUCAAGAAGUAUCAGUAGUUUCACUCGAUAUAAAGGCGGCAUUCGAUAACGCGUGGUGGCCAGCUAUCCUUAGCGGUCUUAGGGACGUCGGAUGCCCCCUAAAUAUAUAUAAACUUAUUAAUAAUUAUCUCUCGGACCGCACCGUCAAUUUAACAAUAGGCGAACACACUACCAGCAAAACCAAUAACAAAGGCUGUAUACAGGGUUCGGCAUGUGGACCCGUUCUAUGGAAUAUUCUGAUCAAUAAAUUACUCAACACCAGAUUUCCGCCCGGGUGCCACCUACAAGCUUUCGCAGACGACGUAGUGCUGCUGGCCACAGCAUCAGACACAGACACUCUACAACGAAUCACGAACACUUCACUAGAUACCAUCUUUCAAUGGGGUAAAAGCGUAAAAUUAGAAUUCGGUCCAGAGAAAACACAAUUAAUUCACUUUUCAAAUAAAGCCCAAAAAACCCAAAUUAAAAUAAACAAUAUUACGUUAAAACCGGUAGAAACAAUAAAAUACUUAGGUGUCAUUAUUGACCGCAGACUGACAUUUAAAAAUCACAUAAACUACAUCAUUCAAAAAUCACAAAACUUAUUUAACAAACUUUGCAAUUUUAUAAGACCCACUUGGGGCAUACACUCUGAUAACAUAAAAACAAUAUACCAUAUGGUCAUAGUCCCAACCAUCACAUACGCCGCGGGAGUCUGGGGCGACUCCGUAAAUAUAAAAACCUACAAAAACAAAAUCCUCUCAUUACAGCGAAUGUUUGCAAUCAAAGCCAUCCGCGGAUUCCGUACCAUCUCCCUAAACGCAGCCCUCGCGCUCGCAGAAUUUCUUCCAUUAGACAUAAAAAUAAAUGAAAUCCAAUGCAUCGAAAAAGCCCGCGUCGAGCACCAAACUCACUUAAUUCCAUCCGACAUCCCCAUCGAGACACCCACACACCCCUCACAACUCUUACACCCCUCGGUUCGCACAGGCAUAAGACACACAACAUAUAAAAACAACCUACACAAACACAUCAAACCCGCGCCCCACGACAUAUACACAGACGGAAGCAAACAAGAGAACGGAGAAACUGGAGCAGCAUUCAUUGUCCACUCGCCUAACACACACUUAACCAUACACACAUCAAAAAUUAAACUCCACCCCACGAGUAGCAUUUUUCAAGCCGAACUCCUCGCUAUUAAAGAGGCAUGCAAAUGGGCAACUAAAAAUAAUACCAGCUGCAUCAUACAUUCGGACUCACGAUCGGCACUGACGGCAUUAGAACAAAUAUCCAAUACCCACCCAUUAGUUAGCAGCAUACACCGGAUAUUACACCAAAACAAGCACACACAGAUACAGUUCAAAUGGGUUCGAGCCCAUACCGGUAUUGUAGGUAAUGAGAAAGCAGAUGCCGCUGCUAAAGCAGCUUCCAAAGCCCAUAAGGCCCCUGAUUUCAUUAGUUGCCCCUUAUCACAUAUAAAACACAUUGCACGAUUAAAAUCCUACACCACUUGGGAAAAGAGGUACUUGGAGGAGCCCACGGGGGCAAGAACCAGGUCUCUCCUACCAUCACUUAAAGACAUACACAAACUAAACACGACACUUCCGGUAGCGAAGCAAAGGGGUCACGCACACAACCAAGAAGUAUCGCGUGAUCGAGCGUACCAGGCACCGCCGCAUUCCAAUCGACGCCGCGUGCGGACUUCGAAGCAAAACAACAUUCCAUUGAACUAA
Leptosia nina is the source of this 4740-nucleotide messenger RNA. The record is from the annotation of a GenBank genome assembly. Lineage: Eukaryota; Metazoa; Arthropoda; Insecta; Lepidoptera; Pieridae.